AUGUUAAAACUAGCGCUACCACCUCCAGAGGAAGAAGAGCAGGUGGAAGAAGAAGUGAAAAAAGAUAUUCCACCGUAUGGCACCAACGAAUGGAUUCAUUAUUGGAGUGAAUUAGAAGGAGAUCUACCGUCACCUAUAGAUGUUUCUAUUACAGGUUCCUUAAAGUAUUCUUGUCCAGAUCUGAUCUGGUACAAUUUUGAUGUAUACCCACAUAAAGUAAAACUAACUAAUACUGGAUAUACAGGAGCAAAAUGGAGGACAGAAAGACCGUAUUUGGAAGGUGGACCUUUUUUAGAGAAGCACGUAUUCUCUCAGAUACAUUUUCAUUGGGGAAAGAAUAUGAUGGAAGGCAGCGACCAUUCAGUAGAUAAAAGAAAAUAUCCAGGAGAAAUGCAGGCUACUUUCUUUAGAUCUGAAUACAUGACACAAGAGGAAGCAUUGCGACAUCCAGACGGAGUUGUAGUUAUAUGUUUUAUUAUUAAGUAUAGUGUAAACCCCGAUAACCGUCUCCAAUGGGUCAUAGAAGGAUUUCCACGUAUUCGAGAAGCCCAAACAAAUACACGUAUUGGCCCGUAUCCUAUGUCACGUCUUAUACCAAUGUUUUUCGAAGAUUAUUUCUUAUAUUGGGGUAGCUUGACUUCUGUUAAAGGUGACAGUUACGUGGUAAGAUGGAUGGUGCCGAGAGCAACUUUGUAUGCUUCAUAUGAACAGAUGAAAGAAUUUAGAAAAUUAUGGAACCCUUGGGAUGAACCUAACACUGGUAAUUUCCGACCAUUGCAAGAAAAAAGAACUCGCCAUUUAUUUUUUAUAAGCCCCCGUUGGAGUCAAUAUAAUUCUUUGCUGCCUAUUCCUCGAAUACCUGAACCUUCAAUAUCUAUAUUAUCACCAGCUUAUUUAGCAAAUCCAUGGAUGCUACCAGCAAAAAAUGCAUAUAUGCUAAUAGAUUCACAGCCAAAUGCAAAUGGCAAUGAAGAGAAAUCUAAUAAUAAA
Brenthis ino (lesser marbled fritillary) is the source of this 990-nucleotide messenger RNA. The record is from the annotation of a GenBank genome assembly. NCBI's taxonomy places the organism in Eukaryota, Metazoa, Arthropoda, Insecta, Lepidoptera, Nymphalidae.